This is a messenger RNA of Labeo rohita (rohu), 741 nucleotides long. Its product is annotated as E3 ubiquitin-protein ligase TRIM35-like. The coding region runs from base 178 to 741 and encodes 187 amino acids. NCBI's taxonomy places the organism in Eukaryota, Metazoa, Chordata, Actinopteri, Cypriniformes, Cyprinidae. The record is from RefSeq and is a predicted model, not a curated record. The transcript is spliced from 3 exons. Gene Ontology annotation, molecular function: zinc ion binding.
CCGCAGUUAUAACUCGCCUGCAGCUCAGAUGACACUGAACAAUUAAACUUUGGCGAUCAUUUCUGAUGAUUAUUAAUGUUUCUGAUGCAUGUUUUUGGGAGUUCAAACUGUGGAUUUAAAAAAAGACUGCUGAGACAUAAAUCCGGACUAUUACUUCACUGAAAGUAACACUUUAAAAUGAAUAUGGCGUUGAGAUAUUUUUCUGAGGAGGAUUUGAUUUGUCCAGUGUGCUGCGACGUUUUUGUGGAUCCUGUUGUUCUGUCCUGUGGUCACAAUGUCUGUGAUUAUUGUAAUGAUGUAUGUACAGUAUGUCCAGUUUGCAGCAGAAGCUGUUCAAAUGUUCCUCCUCCAGUGAAUUUGGCUUUGAGGAACCUGUGUGAGACUUUCCUACAGGAGAGAAGACAGAAAUCUUCAUCAGGAAUCUGCACCGCUCACAAUGAGAAGCUGAAGCUCUUCUGUCUGGUUGAUCAAGAGCCUGUGUGUUUGGUGUGUCGAGACUCCAGAAAACACACAGACCACAGAUUUUGUCCCACUGAUGAAGCUGUGAUGGAUAGUAAGGAAAAACUCAAAGCUGAACUGAAGCUCUUACAGGAGAAACUGAGAGCAUUUCAGAGUGUUAAACAGCUAACUGAUGGAAUUCUUAAAACUGUUAAGGCUGACGCUCAAGACACAGAAAGGAGAUUAAAGAAAGUUUUGAAGAACUUCACCAGUUUCUACGUGAUGAAGAAGCAGCUAGAAUAA